GGUAACAUCUCGCUUCAGACGGAACGGCUCAAAACGACGAAACGAGAGAAGAGAAGCGAAAAAAAUAAAAAAUGUCAGAAGAAAACACAGCACAGCGGAAGCCAAGAGGGCGCGAUUCAAGUUCAAAUCCCUUUAGGUUCAAGAAAGACCAGAAAGAAACAGGCGAAUUACAGUCUUUAACACCGCGAGUCGAUAUCAAACCCGAGACAAAGCCAGGUAGUCCGACUUUUGUUUAUUCUCGAGAAACGAGCGACAUCACAACCCCUGUAUCGGCUCAUACUCUGAGGCUCUUAGAAGCUGUCCGCGAGGACAAGUUGGAAUUCGUCGAAGAAGAACUCGGCCACUUGAACAAGCAAGAGAUCGAUAAGACCGACAGACAUGGCUUCGCGCUUAUUCAUGUCGCAGCUCGUUACAACUUACACAGAAUCGUGAACGCUUUGUUAAAACAUAGAGCAGAUGUUAACAUUGGCACAAGUGAAUACCGGUGGACACCCCUUCAUUUAGCUGCCAGGUUCAAUGGUCUCUCCACCGUUGACGCUCUUUUACAAGGGGGUGCCGACCCUUCAAUCAAAGGCAAAAAGGGAAGCACUCCAUUGCACUUUGCAGCGCGCAGAGGAAACGAAGAGAUCGUUAAAGUCCUUUUAGAGCACCCGAAAGUCAAAGUUGAUGCAAAAGAUAGCUCUGGAAAAACUGCGUUGCACCUGGCCUGUAGUGAAGGACAUUGCAGAGUCUGCAAGCUUCUACUGAACAAAGGAGCAGACAUCAAGGCAGUUACGGCAGACAACACGACUCCUCUACACAACGCCAUUCUGAAUGGGCAUUCACAGGUGGCAACAAUGAUACUUAACCGAGCCGCUGACAGAGAUGUUGAUACGACUGAAAAGCAACUGGUGGGGAACAAGGACUUACAGGACAACACUGUUUUGCACAUGGCUGCUUUGAAUAACGAUGUCAAGACCGCUGAACUGUGUCUUGACCAUGGCGCAGACGUCAACACUAGGAAAUCUAAGGAAACCACGCCACUACACAUAGCGGCUGCUAAAGGGAAUCUUGAGAUGGCGGAGUUGCUAAUAUCAAGAGGAGCUGGUGUUAACAUGAAAGAUGGAGACUCCAAAACACCGCUUCACAGGGCUUCUCAGUUUAACCAAACAAAACUCAUUUCGCUUCUCGUUGAAAAGGCAGCCAAAGUGAACAUACAUGAUGGUGAGGGCCAAUCGCCAUUCCUGAACGCCGUAGCUGCAGGGCAUAUUGACUCCGCCAGGGUGCUAAUUAAAGCUGGUGCUGACGUGAAUGCAACCGAUUUGCUCAUGAAAACUUGUGUUCAUAUCGCGGUGGAAAAUGAGCAGUUAAAGAUCCUAGCAAUGCUUCUGGAGAGUCGUCACGGUACAAGAAAUCUGUACAAAGCGGAUCUGUGGGACAGGGUUCCUUUGCACUACGCUGCCAAGUCAAAAGAUAUCAAGAUUUUAGAGCUGGUCUUAUCCAAGCAAAAAUAUUUGUCAUAUCGAGAUGAGAAUCAAAAGACACCUCUUCAUCUCGCAGCAGAAUCUUCCUCGUCCAAACACGUGGAACUAUUGGCCAGGGGAAUGCCUGGUGUUAAUGAACGAGAUGAACUUGGACGAACACCUUUGCUCAAUGCGGCUAGAAAAGGACAAAGAAAAACUUGUGAGACACUUCUCAAAUUGGGAGCGGAAGUUGACAGCAGGGAUAAUAACUCCCGAACAGCUCUAAUGUGGUCUGUAAAGAGAAACCACCUGCAAUGUGCCCAGAUUCUACUGGAUUUCAAAGCCACCAUUGACCUUCAAGACACAAAUGGUGACUCUGCAUUACACAUGGCGUGUGGACUGAGUCACGCAACGAUAAUGCGUCUACUUUUGGACCGCGGGGCAAGUUUGACGCUUCGCAAUAAACGAAAGUAUAGUUGUUUGGAAAUAGCAGCAAAAGCGGGAUCCUCUGAUGCUGCCAUGGCAAUUGCGAAACACAAAAGAUGGGUGGAACUCGAAAACUACCAGACAAAAACUGGGCAGACUUCAAUCUCACUCCUGAUUGAAAAUUUUCCCGAAGCGGCUGAAGUUGUCCUCAACCAAUGCAUGCAUCACUCUCCACACCUCAACACUACCGACCCAGAAUAUACAGUCACGUACGACUUUAAGUAUUUGGAUCCUGGUCCAGAGGUAAAGGACUGCAGCAGAAGGUUUUCUGCAGUUAAAACGAUGAUCAAGCAUCAACGCGAGCGGCUCCUUCUUCAUCCUCUCACACUGAAAUACCACGAAAGAAAAUGGAUCACGUUAGGAAGGUUCGGAUUUAUCUUCGACUUUGUCACCUAUUUCAUCUUGCUGGUACUUCUCAGCAUAUUUGUAGUCGAGCAAAGGGGAGGCGUGGAUUUCAGACCUCCGAAUGGCGCUGACAUGCCACCAAAUAUGACCACAUCUGGAGAAGCCUACAAUCCAAAGCCUUCUGAUAUUUACAAGAAGGAUUCUGCCUUUUCGAAAUCAGUGCCAUACAUUGUCUUGCUUUUCGCCAUAUUGCACAUAUGCAAAGAAUUUUUUCAGAUAUACAUCCAGCGUUGGAAGUAUUUUAAGGAAUUUUCCAAUUACCUCGACUGGAUCUUAUAUAUCAGUACUACCAUCUUCAUGGCGCCCUAUGUUACCUCUCUUGAUGCCCUCGAUGAAAGGUUCUCAAGCAUGAAGGACCCACGUGAUAUUUGGAUUCUUGGGGCUGUGGCAAUUUUUGUGUGCCAUAUCAACAUGAUGCUGUUCCUUAGAAGAUAUCGACUGUUUGGCACUUAUAUCUCAAUGUAUCUUGAAGUGACCAAGACUGUGUUUCAAGUAAUGGCGGUAUUUGUUUACCUCAUCGUGGCAUUUGCACUGGUCUUUUUCAUCCUCUUUAAGGAACAGGCUGGAUUCCACACCGUGGCUCUGUCCACACUUCGUGUGUUGGUUAUGAUGAUUGGAGAGCUCGACUUCGGAGCAACCUUCGUGGAUACAUCUUCACACCAAAAUCCGGCAAAUCCAUUCCCAUCCGUAGCAUACAUUUUUCUCUUCUUGUGCUUGUUUUUGUUGAGCGUUGGACUGAUGAAUCUCUUGGUUGGUCUGGCCGUUGGAGAUACCGAGAAAAUGAAAAAGCUAGCUACAAUCAAGAGACUUGCUCUGCAGAUUAAGUAUCAUAUUGAAAUAGAAGAGUCGUAUCCUGGUUUCAUCACCCAAGCUGUUUACGAAGAGGUUUAUGAUGACAAGCCUAAUAACCACUCCAUACUUCUUAGAGUGAUGGAAUGGCUACAAGCACGAUAUGCUGAAGGCCCUCUAGAACCAUUGGCUGAAGAAAGCAAAUCGGCUGAAUUCAUUGAGCUACGAGAGGAGAUGAUGAAGAACAAGAAAAGGAGCAAAGCAGUUGUGACUAUGUUGGAGGCACAGAACAAGUUACUCAGAAGCCUAGCACUAUCAAUUAACCCUAAUUUUCAGCUGCCAGAAGGUAUCGAGAGAGCUAGCUGGACUGCAGAUUGUACAGAUGAUAUAGAUGGAAUGCAUCGAUCGUCCCUUGAGGUUGUGGAGGAGCUGAACGAAGAGCCCACAGAUGAGAAUGCUUCAGAUGCUCUUUUUGAGGAUGACUCGUAGAAGCAGCAUUCAUGCGAGCGACGGAGCAGUCUCGCUGCAGCACUUCUUAUACGUAGUCAAAUUACUCGUCAGCUGACACCCCUUGAGCCAGAAAUAGUGUUUAAUUGGGAGAGACGUUCCGAGGGGGACUCCCAAAACAAAAAGGACGGGGCUGCUUGUCGGAAAUUCUGAAAACAACCCGAGAGAAGUACCAAGAUCUUGCUUUGUGGGUGUGGUUUGAGAUUUGUUUUACAUCCAAGAGGUACUAAUUCUAAAACAACACGUUUUUACUUCUGCUCAAUACCCUAAAAGGCACCACAAAAGCUCCCGUUGUGGAUCUUUUGUGGCUGAACACCUUAAGAGGUACCAAAAUCACCUUUUAUUACUCCUGAAAGGUACGACGAUCACCCCCGACCUU
Messenger RNA from Orbicella faveolata, 4008 nucleotides. RefSeq lists its product as uncharacterized. The record is from RefSeq and is a predicted model, not a curated record. Gene Ontology annotation, molecular function: monoatomic ion channel activity; protein binding. Gene Ontology annotation, biological process: monoatomic ion transmembrane transport. NCBI's taxonomy places the organism in Eukaryota, Metazoa, Cnidaria, Anthozoa, Scleractinia, Merulinidae. Gene Ontology annotation, cellular component: transmembrane transporter complex; membrane.